Molecule: messenger RNA, 2950 nt
Organism: Blepharisma stoltei
Lineage: Eukaryota; Ciliophora; Heterotrichea; Heterotrichida; Blepharismidae
Source: the annotation of a GenBank genome assembly
AUGGACAGACAUGAUGAAAUUCUCUCGCUAAUCCAUAUAGGCUUAGCUCAGAAACUAAAAGCAGAGGUCGAAAAUCCUUCUGGGGCUUUGAAAAAGCUGCUUGAUGAAAUUCUAACUUUGAGUUUGGCUCAAUUUCAAGAACUAAAAGAUACAAUUAACCAGUCCACCCCUGAGCAGCACCAAAAGAAUGCCAAUGACCUCCUGACAGCCUGCAUCUGCAAUGCAGCACUAGAAACAGAGCCUUUUACAACUGAUUUAGCUCGCCAAGUCAUGCCUCUUAUAAAUUAUUUAAAAGAAAGGCCUGAUUUCAACCCUGAAAGCACAUACAACUCUCUGCUUUCUAAUAUCAUAUCAGGAAUUUCUGCCUGCAAAACAGUAGAAGAUGUAGACGAAUGGGUGACUAUUAUCGAUAUCCUGAGAAAUGAAUAUAAUUUUACCGAUGUCGAAACUGAGUUGAAAUGGGCUGAGUCCAAAUAUAUUGAAUUUGUAUGGGAAGGAAUGAAAAAUGACGACCCCGUUCAGCUUGCACGGCAGCUGGUUAUAUCAAAAAGACUUGAAGGUAAAGGCUUUGACAUGAGUUUCGCUAAAAAUAUUGCAAUUGAUUUUUCUUAUGAUUAUAUUGAAGAAAAAGAUGAAGCAGGUCAGCCUGAUGGGAUAAGCGAGUUAUUAAAUGUUUUAUUAGGAUUUGAGAUAAAUGAUGAAGACAAGUCUGCAAAAAUAAACCUUUGAAAAGUGAAAUAUGGAGUGAAGCCAGAAGAAACGAAAACUGAAACAAUUCCUCAGCCCCCAAGAAAUUUAGAUAUGGUUAUAUCAGCGUCUAGUCUAAUUAUCUAUUAACGUCUAACGUCCACUACGGGGUAGCCGACUCCAGAGCUACCACCAUAUUUGUCCACGUGUCGGGCCCAGAGAUCGCUGGAUCGAUCCCUUUUGUUCGCCAGGGCACGGGCAAAUAAGGCGUUCCAGCUUCGACGGGCUUCGCUGCCGCCACGGCUUUUGUUUCGACUCAGCUCCUGCGCGUGUUCCACCUGAGGGUCCAUCUCCCUUGGGAUGUGCUGAGGGGUAAAACUCCAGAUCUUGAGCGCACUGAGGAGCAGUUCCUUUGGUUAUCCCCAAAGUUAAAAACCGCUGUUGCUGUGCAGAAGUUCUUGAGGUAAAAACCCAACCCCAUAAAUAAAAUUGCUUGAAUGAGAGAAAGUUAGCGGAGCUAACUUCGCUCGAGCGAAAGCCAUUUUAUUUAUAUCAGCGUCUAGUCAAAUAGAAUUGAUUAACCCUCCAUUUUAUUCUCAUUCCCCGACAGAAAACUUAAUUGUCAGUGUGUAUAGAGGAAUUUGCUAUUUGCCUAACAGAAUUGAUAUUGCAGUCAAAACUUAUACGAUAGCCCCAUCUUCAGAUGAAGCCAAAUUUAAUGAAAGACUCACGAAUAUUAAUAAAGAAAUCGAGCUCCUUACUCCCCCCCCCCCCCUCCGUGAGCGAACAAAACCAUUAGAAAAAUCGCCAUUUUUUGACCAAAAACCCACCCUCGGUGAGUGAACAAAAAAUAUUUUUAAUAGAAAAAAAUUUUAAUAGAAAAAAAUUUUGCUAUAUAAGUGAUAAUUAGUAUAAUGAAAUCUAGAGCUAAUUCUGUUUAAUUUUAAACAAAUUGCGUUUUAAAACAUAAAUUUUGCAAAUUAAAUUAGUAUUUGCUUCCCAAUUUUUGCAAAUUAGGAUUUUUUUUAAAUUUCGAAAAAAAUAUUUUUUAUAAAAUUUAUAUAUAAAAUUGUUUUUAAAAAAAAAAAUAAACCCCCCUCCGUGAGUGAACAAAAUUUUUUUGUUCGCUCACGGAGGGGGGGGGGGAGUUAGAGAUCUGUCAGGAAAGCAUCCUAGUUUUCUUGAAUACUAUGGAAGUUACCAUGAAAAAGUAAAUGACCAGCAUGUAAUUGGUAUAGCUAUGGAAUAUUGCACACAAACCCUUAUGCAUGAGAUUACUAAUAGGGGAGGAGCAGACCAAAAAUACACUGAACGAGAACUAUAUGAUAAAGUCGUGUUUUUGUUAGAAGGAUUUUCAUUUCUUGAGCAGAAAAAGAUCCUUCACCAAGAUAUAAAACCACAUAAUAUUUUUAUCAAUAGAGAAGUUAAGUUAAAAAAAUUAAUCUAGCCAUAAGGGGGACUAGUUACUAACCUCUGACUUGUCUUGACCCCAAAAGUAGGAAUUCAGAAGGAGUUCAAGUAAGGAAAAUGGAAGGCUGCCUUUUUCAUUUCAGUAUGAAACAGCUACCCAAAGGAUUUAAUUUGGUGCAGAGCCACCAUCUGUUGAGUGCCCCGGCAGUCCCGAUAGACGGAGAUUAUGUGAGAAGCAAAGCCUUUCUGUCAGGAAUCAGGGGAGAAUAAAACUUCUCUCUUCGGCAAGGUUUCCACAGGGCCCGAAGGCCUAAUUAAAAGUGAUUUCAGUUUCAUCUGGAUUGAUCCUACCUGCAUGAUGGGGAUUGUACCUCGGGAUCCUAUUUCCACAACGUCAGCGUUUAUUUCUGCCAAUAGAGAAGGAAUAUUGAAAAUCGCAGAUUUCAAUAUUGCACAAAAAUACGAUGAGGGGACUACUUAUUUAGCUACUGGAGUGCAUUUUGUGCAAGGGACACAAGGAUAUAUGGCACCUGAGCUUAGAAAACUACUAUCGGAUGGCAGAUUGAGUGGCGCACAAGGGCCGAUUAGAGGCAAAUUUAAGCCUGCAAAAGCUGAUAUUUACUCGCUCGGGCUUACUUUUCUGCAAAUGUAUACUUUGAGAUCUGUAGAAACUUUUUCAACCCCUGAAGGACGAGAAGAAUUAGAAAAAAUUCUGAAAAAUAUCGAAUUUUUGUGGCUGAAAACAAUUUUAGACAAAAUGCUGAGCGUGGAUAAAGAAUUUCGGCCUAAAUUUAAGCAUCUCCUGUCAAAAAUCAAGGAUACAGAUGAAGACAGUCAAACUAUAAUGGUCUAA